Molecule: messenger RNA, 2688 nt
Organism: Misgurnus anguillicaudatus (oriental weatherfish)
Lineage: Eukaryota; Metazoa; Chordata; Actinopteri; Cypriniformes; Cobitidae
Gene: mpzl1l
Product: myelin protein zero-like 1 like
Cellular component (GO): focal adhesion; cell surface; plasma membrane
Source: RefSeq, a predicted model, not a curated record
UGGAUAGACUCAGAUCUCAGUUCAGCGGAGUUUGAUCAGUACGGCAGCACACCGAUCUCGAUGUAUGUGUAGAAUCCGAUCUGAGAUCAGCGCGUCACUCGUUCAGUCAGACGCUGUAAACAAAUACUAAAAAGCUUCGACACUCGGGCCGAAAUUCAUGAAAUCUACAGAAUGGAAAUAAGGCUUCGGAUCAUGGCACACUUUCGUGUUUUAUUGUGUGUUUCGCUCCUGUUUAUUAUUGCUAGUCUGUUUCCGGUGUGUGUUGCCAUAGAUGUUUAUACUCCAGCCGAAAUGUUUGUUGAGAAUGGGACCACAGCGACGUUGGCGUGUAGUUUUAAAUCUAAAGAGGUGGUGAGCAGUACAGCAUCAGUCAGCUGGUCAUUUCUACCCGAGGGCGACACGGGAAAUCCCACUUCUUUCUUCUAUCACACCGGUGGGAAAGUGUUUCCCGGGUCUAAUCCACAGUUUAAGUCCCGUGUGGAGUGGGUCGGAGACAUGAACAAGAAGGACGCUUCCAUCCGUGUGAUCCAGAUGCAGUUCAAGGACAACGGAACGUUCAGCUGCGACGUGAAGAAUCCUCCGGACAUCACCGGCCAGCCGUCCGCCACUAAAGUCCGAGUGGUCAUGAAAGAGUCUCUUCCUCAGACCAGUACAGCUGUGAUCGUGGGUGGAGUGAUCGGGGCCGUGAUCGGCAUCAUCAUCAUCUCUGUGGUCAUGUAUCUGAUCGUCAGGCGACAGGAACCCAGUCGAGACUAUGAGGGCUGCACCUCAGUAGAGAGCGUGAGCUCACAGAUCACACGUGUAGGGAAGAAGGCGGAGUCAAGCACAGACAACUCAUCUUGCUCAAGUCCCUCUGCUCCCUUACAGGGCCCGGUGAUUUACGCUCAGCUCGAUCACUCCGGCAGUAAGAACUCCUUCCACAAGAUGGAGCCGGUGGUCUACGCAGACAUCCGGAAGAACUAAAGCGGCUGCAGAGUUAUGGCAUGUGCGUCUUUAUAUCCAUUCACGUUACAAAAGAAUCUAUGAAAGCAGUUUACUAACAGACAGACUGUUAGGGACUCGGCCGGGUGGGUUAGUACUGGACUGAUGAUUUCUCGUGUUGUAGUUUUUCUUACUGAUCAAACUCUUGCUUCUUGUGCCGUUGUUGGAUGUUUGUAUGUGUAUUGUAAAUGCUAGUGUAUUAUCAUCACGUAUUAACACUGAUGAUGUCAUUCAGAUGCUGACAGCGAUAAAGAGGCAGAAUGAAAAUGAAACUAUACGGUACAAAAAAAAAACAUUUCAUAGCCUAAUGCAUUGUUGCAGUAUUGUUAUGACAGUUGAGCAACAUUUCACCCCAAAUUGUCAUGACUGUAAUUUAAUUACAAACAUUUUUACAUUUUUUAGUUUUUGAGAUUCUCUCCUGUAUUAUUAUUUUUUUACUGUAAUACUGCUCUUCUGUGUAAAGUUUUAAAUGUAGGUUAUGGAGGAGCCUAAACAUUCAGUCCUGUCAAUCAUCAUUAUGAGCGUAUAUAAGCAGUUACCGAUCUUCAAGCAUUCAUCUUCAUCUCCGCUCUUUUCCUUCUCCAGACAGUUUCAUUAUAGCCUCAGGUUUGAGUCCCCUAUGAAGAAAGCAUGACAAGAUUAUCUCCGUUAACUAUUUGACUGAAUGGGUGAAGUUACAGUGAAAAACACUAAAAAGAUUUUUAGUUUGUAUUAAAUUUGUUACAUUAUAAUGAUUCUUGGUUAUCAAAGCAAAGCUGUCAUGUAAAAUAGGCGUUGUUUUCUUGAAUAUUAGGAAAUGCAUUGAUUGUUAUCAGAUGUGAUAUGACUUGACAUGAAUAAUCCCAUCAUACAGUUACAUUAGGGAAACGAAGCACUCCAUUAUUAAAGAUGACUUGAGUCGCUGUUAGCAUCAGGAUGAUUUUAGUAAAGUUAGCGUGCACGUCUCAACGGCUCCAGCGUUGUUCCUUGAGGACAUCUGUUUUAGUUUCAGCCCUCUUUCCAACACACCUGCUUGAUUUUAGGUAGCCCUGAACAUCUGGAUUAGCAGGUUCAAACGUUCGAUUGGGGUUGGAAUUGAAAUCUGCAGGAACAGGGUUGGAGACCCAUGAGUUAGACUAAUCAGCUAGUUAUUAUGACACUAAAGUUACUGUAUAGUUCAUUUAGAAAUAUUCAGUAUUAGUUUAGUAACUCAAUUCUUCUUCAGGGCCAAUGGGGAAACAAUAUGUUGUUUCUCGUUUAAACACUCCAUUUUUUUAUUCCUACAUUCCUGUUCAUUGUCUUAUUUGCGUUAUAACUUAAAAAGUGAGGUUAUUUUUCUUUGUUGUAAACGUUCAGCUAGUUUGAAGAUGAACCAAACGGAGCGAUUGUUUCUUCAAAUGUAUGAUGCUGGACUCUUGAUGCUUGUGUUUAUGUUUUGCAAAGAUGAUUAUUUUUUUAUUGUUAAGAAAGAGAGACCAGCAAACAUUAAUGCAACAUUCCUUUAAUGCCACUUUUGUCUCUUGUACUGUACGGUUGCAAUAUUGCACUGUUAGAUUUGUUAUGUGUUAACUGGAACAUUGUGCCUUCAGCAUUCAUAAACUAACUCCUCAUGCACACCUUGCAUUGUUUUUCUUUAUUGCCCUUUUGUAUAUGAAUACAACUGUAUCUGUCGAAUUUUAUACAUACAUUCAUUAUAUAAAUAUAUAUAAAUAUAUCACAUUGAACGAA